GGAAGGCGGCAAAGACUUUAAUCUGGGGACAGAUUCGGAUGCUCGGAGGGAGGAGACGUGCGUUUAUUCCGCCACAGCCCACGUAGACGGAGGAAGCGCGCUCGGACCCACCGCCGCACCGACCGGGAGAGGAAACACACGCCGAGGAUGAGGAGCCCGCCGUCGCUGCUGUGAUAUGUACGGAUUUUGCUUGGACCUUGGUCGCCUCUCGUAAGGAUUUAACAAAGCUUUUUUUUCUUCUUCUUCUUUUUUUUUCUUUUUCUUUUUUUUGUUUUUUGGGUGGCUUUGCUUUUGGCACGGCUUCAUCGAUGACACGUUGACUCUUUUUUGUUUCCCGUAACACACACACACACACACACACACACACACACAAACACACACACACACACACACGCACAUGUAUUUUUCGACCAUUUCAAUGAGAAUUGGGUCAUGAUCACAUCGCCCACGGUGUCUGUCCUUACAAGUAGCACCAAUCCAGCCUGGGAGAGCAACACUUCGGGGGAGAAGGGCGCAGUGAAAACCCACGAGCUUUUUUUCCUUCACUCCGUUUCUCCGUCAGAUCCUUUACGGCAAGCCAACCGUCUCCCCAUAAAGAUUUUGAAAAUGCUCACGGCACGGGCAGGACACAUUUUACACCCGGAGUACCUCCAGCCUUUACCGUCCACCCCUAUCAGCCCCAUUGAGCUGGAUGCUAAGAAAAGUCCCUUGGCUCUUUUGGCUCAAACGUGCUCGCAGAUUGGCAAGCCGGACCCGCCGUCUUCCUCCAAACUGUCGUCCGUCACCUCAAAUGGAUCUAGUGACAAGGAGACUAAAUCCGGACCGCUGAAAAUGAGCGACAUCGGAGCAGAAGAUAAAUCCAGCUUCAAGCCUUACUCCAAAUCGUCCGACAAGAAGGACUCGUCGAGCAGUCUGAGUGGAGAUAAAACCAGUUUCCGGGUGCCUAGCGCCACCUGCCAGCCGUUCACUCCAAGGACAGGCAGCCCGAGCUCCUGCUCCUCCGUUUCUCCACUGCCGUCGGAGGGCAAAGCGGGAGACAAGGAGGACAAGAAGGAGCCCGAUGGCAAUAAAAACGGCGCGUCAGAGAACGGUGGUAGCCACAGGAUAAGUGGGAUUAACUCCGACGUAAACCAGCACCAGGAGAAUACGUCUGGAUCCAAGACUGUCACAUCAUCAGACUCGACAUCCGUCACCUCCUCGUCCUCUGUUCUCGGGUCUGGACUGGUGGCGCCUGUUUCGCCGUACAAACCCGGCCACACGGUGUUCCCCUUACCGCCCGCCGGCAUGACAUACCCUGGAAGUUUAGCAGGCGCGUACGCGGGUUACCCCCAGCCCUUUCUUCCCCACGGGAUGACCCUGGACCCCACCAAGUCGGGCAGCCAGCUUUUAAGCGCCCAGUUUGCUGCUGCUAGUUCCCUCGGAUGCAGCAAGGCCGGGACGAGUCCCUUAGCAGGAGCGUCGCCUCCGUCUCUAAUGUCGGCCAGCCUGUGCCGAGACCCCUACUGUCUGAGUUACCACUGCGCCAGCCAUUUGUCCGGCGCGUCCAGCGCAAACUGCGCACAUGACUCUGCCGCGGCCGCCGCGGCGGCUUCGGCGUUGAAAUCCGGAUAUCCGCUCAUGUACCCCGCGCACCCUUUACACAGCGUGCACUCCUCCGCCCCGUCUUUCACCGGGCACCCGUUGUACCCCUACGGCUUCAUGCUGCCCAACGACCCCCUGCCGCACGUUUGCAACUGGGUGUCGGCGAACGGACCGUGCGACAAGCGCUUCUCCUCCUCCGAGGAGCUCCUCAGCCACCUGCGGACUCACACGGCCUUCGCGGGCUCCGACAAGCUGAUGUCGGGAUACCCCGGGUCGUCCUCGCUGGCCAACGCCGCCGCCGCCGCCGCCGCCAUGGCCUGUCACAUGCACAUGCCACCCGGCGGCGCACCGGGUACCCCCGGCACACUGGCCCUCCGAAACCCGCACCACCCGCUCGGACUGAGCAGUCGCUAUCACCCCUAUUCAAAGAGCCCCCUGCCCACCCCGGGGGCGCCGGUGCCGGUGCCUGCAGCCACAGGUGCAUAUUAUUCCCCAUAUGCCUUGUACGGACAGAGACUCACCACAGCAUCAGCGUUAGGCUAUCAGUAGAGACGAAUAUGAGGCAUACAUAACAUUUAUAAAGAUUUAGACCCAACGAGUAUAUAUAUAUAUAUAUAUAUAUAUAUAUAUAUAUAUAUAUAUAUAUAUA
Molecule: messenger RNA, 2230 nt
Organism: Lampris incognitus (smalleye Pacific opah)
Lineage: Eukaryota; Metazoa; Chordata; Actinopteri; Lampriformes; Lampridae
Product: zinc finger protein 503-like
Exons: 2
Coding region: 433-2130 (565 amino acids)
Biological process (GO): negative regulation of DNA-templated transcription
Cellular component (GO): nucleus
Source: RefSeq, a predicted model, not a curated record